Messenger RNA from Scedosporium apiospermum, 1998 nucleotides. RefSeq lists its product as uncharacterized. The coding region runs from base 1 to 1998 and encodes 665 amino acids. The record is from RefSeq and is a predicted model, not a curated record. The transcript is spliced from 2 exons. Gene Ontology annotation, molecular function: protein binding. NCBI's taxonomy places the organism in Eukaryota, Fungi, Ascomycota, Sordariomycetes, Microascales, Microascaceae. Gene Ontology annotation, biological process: cell division.
AUGGAACAGUACCUCCGAGAAUGGAGGCAAGAUGCACUAAAUAAAGCCCAAUAUGAAUCUGCCAUCUUUAUUGGCGAUAAGUUACUCGCCUUGACAGGUGAUGAUAACGAUGCUUUCUGGCUCGCCCAGGUGCACUUUGCUACGGGCAACUACACGCGAGCGCAAACAUUCCUCUCGAAACAAGAUCUCAUCGCCCGAAACCCGUCAUGCCGCUACCUCGCCGGCCACUGCCUCAUCAAGCAGAAUCGCUUCACCGAAGCCCUCGAGGUGCUCGGCGAGCGCAACCCAACCCACCUAAUCAACAAUGCCAGUAAUAAGCGCAAGAUGGCGAACCCGAGCGCGCAUACCCGAGCGGCUUCGGCCUCGAACCACGGAAAGAAUGCCACGAGCGCUAAAGACCGAGCAGCCCACCACCUGCAGGUCCACGACGGUGGGCGGCGGCCGCACAACGUAUCCGUUUCCGUAUCUGUAUCCGUAUCCGACGAAGAAGCUGCCAACAGGCGCUACGAGGCGGCCAUGUGCUACUUGCGUGGAGUGUGCUAUGCGAAGCAGAAUGCCUUUGAUCGCGCCAAGGAGUGUUACAAGGACGCCGUGUCUAUCGACGUGCAGUGCUUCGAGGCCUUUCAGCAGCUGAUGCAAAACUCUCUCAUGUCGCCGGACGAGGAGUGGCAAUUCCUCGAGACGCUCGACUUUGACUCCAUAAGGGCCCCCGGCGACGUGUCGUCGUCGCAGGAAGCGGCCGAGUUUACCAAGAUGCUGUACACGACGAGACUGUCCAAGUACCGCAAUCCCGCCGAGUUUACGACGGCCUACGAGUCGCUCUCUACGCAUUACCGCCUCGCCUCCAACCCCGAUCUCCUCCUCGCACGCGCGGAUCUGCUUUUUACGCAAUGUCGGUACCGCGACGCUCUCGAAAUCACCGAGUCGAUCCUCAAAAAUGACAAAUACAACUUCUCCGCCUACCCGCUCCACCUCGCGUGUCUGUACGAGCUCAAAAUGAAAAAUGUGCUCUUCCUCAUUGCCCACGACCUCGCCGACACGCAUCCCGAGGAGCCCUGCACCUGGCUCGCCGUGGGCAUUUACUACUUCGCCAUCGACAAGAUCGCCGAGGCCCGCCGAUACUUUAGCAAGGCUAGCACCAUGGACGUGCACUUUGGACCGGCAUGGAUCGGCUUCGCGCAUACCUUCGCGGCUGAGGGCGAGCACGACCAAGCCAUCCCCGCCUACUCGACGGCCGCGCGUCUCUUCAUGGGCACGCACCUGCCCCAAGUCUUCCUAGGCAUGCAGAACCACGCGCUCAACAACAUGACGCUCGCCGAAGAAUUCCUCAAGACGGCCUACGGCCUCUGCAAGACCGACCCCCUCCUCCUUAACGAAAUGGGCGUGGUGAAAUACCACCAAGACCGCCCCAAGGAAGCCGUAGUCUGGUUCGAGCGCGCCCUUAAAGUCGCCGAAGAAAUCAACAGCGAACCCUCGGCGUGGCUCGCGGCCCGCACGAACCUCGCCCACGCGUACCGCCGUCUGGGUUUCUUCAACCGCGCGCUGGCCGAGUUCGACGAGGUUCUCCGCCUGGGCGGCAAGGACGCCGCCGUGUUCUCGGCGAAAGGGCUCGUGUACCUCGAGCAGGGGAGGCCGGAGGAGGCCGUGGGUGCGCUGCACGAGGCGCUGGCUAUUCAUCCGCAGGAUGGCAUAGCUACCGAGUUGUUGAAUAAGGCUCUCGAUGAGACGGCGGCGCUGGAUGCGGCGAGGGAGGAGGUUGCGGAGGAUUUGGGGGUGUUUGAGCAGGAGUUGGCGCAGAGGAAGGGGAGGGCAAGUGAGCGGUUGAGGGCAGUAGCGUCGGGGGGUGCGCGUGCUGGUGGAAGUAGAAGUGGUGGUGCGGGCGGAAAGGGGAAGAGUAGGGCGGUGGGGGAGGGGAUAUUGGUUCAUGAAUCGUUUGUGGAGGUGGAUGAGUUGGAGGAGAGGGAGGCGUCGAUGAUGGAGAUGACUGAUGAUGAGUAG